Diaporthe batatas is the source of this 1358-nucleotide messenger RNA. RefSeq lists its product as uncharacterized. The transcript has 2 exons. The record is from RefSeq and is a predicted model, not a curated record. Lineage: Eukaryota; Fungi; Ascomycota; Sordariomycetes; Diaporthales; Diaporthaceae. The coding region runs from base 210 to 1307 and encodes 365 amino acids.
UGAGGUUUCAGCUGGCUGGCCGAUAAUUCCUCGGGACUCAGGCCUGAGUCACCGGGCUACUGCUUAGUCACAACAGUUGAGCCGCUCAACUACACGACAACAGAAGUGGUGUACAGGCUGUGCUUUGAGAUCUCAGAUUGACAGGAGGUCCAAUACAAAGUCCAAAGUACAACCAAAAGCAUCGUUCCUUAUCCAAGAAACAUUUACAAAUGAUCAAUUUCAACCUCAGCUACCAAUGGAUCCGGUGGAGGAAGCCAGACGGCCCACCGCCCGCCCUCCCCAAGGGCGUCGAGCGCCUCUUCAUGCACACAGCAGGGGGGCCCAUCGAGAUCCUCCACGCAGCACCCACCGGGCCAGCAGCUAACCAGAGAUCCGCAGCCCCGCCGCCGCCGCCCGUCUUCUUCGUCCACGGCGGCAUGGGCAGCGCCUGGGUCUGGCUCGAGUACAUGCAGUACCUCUCGUCGCGCGGCGUCCCCUGCUACGCCAUCUCCCUCCGCGGCCACGGCGAGAGCUGGCACCCGUCCUUCCUGCGGAUGGUCUACGGGACGCCCAGGUCCGCGCUGGCGGACGACCUCGUCGCGGGGAUCAGGUUCGCCGAGGGGCGGGAGGGCGGGGCGCAGGUCGUGCUCUGUGGGCACAGCAGCGGGGGAGGGCUGAGCCAGUUCGUCCUGUCUGAGCGGGGGGUUGGUGUCAGGGGGUUGGUCCUCAUGGGUGCUGUGCCGGGGUUUGGAUCGAUGAAAGUUUAUAUCAACUGGUGGCUGCUGGACCCGUGGUUCUCACUGAGGAUGCUCUUUCACGGCUGGCAUCCCAACAGCCCGCUCUCACACCCAGCCCUUACCCGCCGCGCGUUCUUCAGCGACGCCGUGCCGGACUCGUAUGUGGCGCGUUUCCAGACGCACAUAAAUGCCUAUGAGUCCUUCCUCUGGCCCCUCAGCAUGAUGGUACCCUUUGCCAAUGCAGCGACCAUCGUACGGAGGGUCGCCGGGUGGGGCCAGGGCGGCGGCCAUCGGAUCCUCGUGUUGGCGGGCGGACGGGAUCGGCUCAUGACCAUGGACGUCAUGGAGAAGCUGGCUGGCUUUUACCGCCAGGCGUUAAGAUCGCUGCUGCGGGAUAAAAAGCUGGACGGAGUGGAUGGCCCUGUGGGUGGGUCGGAGAACCGGGGCAAUGCUUCAGGACGGGAGGGCAUCGAUUCGGAUGCUGACGGUGUCAGGCUUGCCGUUGUGCCGUCUGCCGGACAUCACAUGCAGAACGAUGUGGACUGGGAGGUUGGAGCGGAGAAGUUGUUGGCGUUCUAUGGCCAGUUGUAAGAUUAUGAUAUGGCGUUAGUACUGCCACUGACAAUUCCACUUUCUUGAAAG